UUCCCUUCACUAUAGUCAACACAGAUAUCUUCGUCCAACUCUCAGUGCUUUAUUCACCUAAAAACAACGACUCUGUGGUGACGUGAGUUUAUUUCUCACUAUGUAGUGACGGACAUAAAGCGUUAGGCAGUUAAAUUUGCGUUGUCACGUUUUAACCUACAUUUAAAUCACUUUGUGUUGCCGGUUAGCUGUGUUAUUGGAAGCUAGCAAGUUGACGCUAGCUAACGCUAUUAACGUCAUUUCCUUCGUGUUUUAACGGUUAAACUUGAGAGGCACUGCUCAAGGGUUAAACUCUAGCUAAUACAACUGUCAACAACCUGAAACUAUCGUGUCCACGCAGUGUUUUUUCCGUCUGAGCGGCGUGUGGACGACACCAGCGGCCGGUUGAUUUACCGAGGUGGACGUUACGCCAAAUUUAAAGUAGCAGGUAGCAGCAGCCAGGGGGGAUUGCCCUCAGUAGAGCACUAAGCUAGCAGGCUAACACGCGGCCAAGCGACGGGUUGUGAAUCCGUUUAUUCAGCCUUCAUCUGAUCGCAAAAACUCGUGGGAUUGAGCUCCCCGCGGGGCUGCGUGAGCUCUGCCAACAGUCCCAUGCUAUCUGCGCGGAUGGGAGAUAGUUAGCCGGUGGAGCCGAAGAGGUAACCAGCCAGCAGUUGUGUUAAACAUGGAGGAUGAAGAGGUUGCAGAGAGCUGGGAAGAGGCAGCGGACAGCGGGGAAAUAGAGAGACGACUUGAAGCUAAACUGAAAAUAAAUCAGGAGGCAAAGAAGUCCAGCUUGGGUUUGGGUGGCUCACCUGUCCGAACUGCUAUUGUGAUCCAGGAUGACUCUCUGCCUGCAGCACCACCACCACAAAUUCGUAUUCUGAAACGUCCUACAAAUAAUGGUACUGCAGGAAACCUCGCAUCCUCAACUCGUCCUUCUCAGCAGAUGAAGUCUUUGGCCCAGCGGGAGGCAGAGUACGCAGAAGCCCGUAAAAGGAUUUUGGGUAGUGCGUCCUCAGAUGAUACGCCUCAGGACAAUCCAUGCCAGGACAGGCCAGCUCGUAUGAGCGGGCAGCAACCAUCAGACCCAGUUCGUCCAAACAAUCACGUGAUCCGCCAGCCCACUGGCCCAGAUGGCACCCCAGGCUUCCGACUCUGCAGAUAAACAGGAGAUACUUGUUGCAAGGAAUCAUCUGUCUCCCUGAGAGGGCAUAAAGGGUGGCAGUUAAAGGGGUUGUGUGUGGUAUGAAGAGCAGAGUGGUGGGGUGACACAAAAUUUGACCGACAUUAGAAAUAUGAAGACGUAGCAUGGAUAGGAAUGAACUUCUCCACCCUCUCUCUACUCUGCUUACUGGCAUGGUCUUUGCCUUUCACCUUGUCUUUUCCUUCUGUGGAAUGCAGCAAGGGGCUGGCAGAGAUCAGCCAAAGAUCUGAAACCCCUUCUGUUCCACACUGUGAACAGGCGUUUGCCUCACAUCCCUACACACUGUGAUACUUUGAAGUACCAUGAGGUGCCCUAUGAUUUUAAGUAUGAUUGGCCGGCCGAGUGCCAGGGCAUCAGGUGUCUGUCUCUUCAGGGAGAAAAAGGAGAGCUCGUGGGUCUGUGGGGAUUCCCCGGAGAGGCACAAGUGAACGAGCUGGCCUUUCCACUGAUGGAGCGUGGAUCAUGGCUGGGUGUCCACCGGGAAGCUGCCUCAGUUUGUCGGGUUCAGUGGAAAUUAAGUGCUUUACAGUGCUGAGAGUUUACUGUGUGUUCAGCAGCUUGAGUGCGAGGUGAGAGAAAGUCAAACCGAUCUAACACUUUGAGUUAAAGUGCACUGUGCUCAGAAGUGUGUCAUUAUACUGUAGUUGCAUAGCAAUGGCAGAGGCCCAGACCAGCACUUUCCACAGUCCACAGGCCUCUGUUUGGCACUGGUGGCUAUGAAAGAAAUGCCCGGUGGGCACACAGCCUGUGGCCAAAGAUUAUAGAUCGGAAGGACAGAAUGUCACUAAAUCUAAGCUUAUUCAAGCAAUAAAGAUGAAUUUACUCCCUGGAUUAUUUUUUACAUAUUGCCUAAUUACAUGUGCUGUGUGUUGUUUCAUCUUUGGUUUUAAAGAGUUGACAUUGUUUCUUGACAUAGUAUGUUUAAGUCAGGAGAUCAGUAGUGUAUCAGAGAUUAGAUGAUGUAGCCUGCAUAGGAAACCUUUUAGGUAGUGUCAUGUUAAAUUUUAUCAAAGUCAGACCUAUUCAUGAAUUGAAAAUCUAAGUUAUUGUGCAUAAAUGUCCCAGUGUGUGUUGCCUUGCUGUUUCUAAUCAGAAUGGCUACGUUGGAACUUCACUUACAGCCAACUGUACUGCAUCUGUCUAGAAAAGAGGAUUUGUUUUUGCACCAGUUGAAGCAUAUUGACUGAUUGCAUUAUUAUGAUUAUGGUUUGCAAAUUUUUGUUUGCAGCCAAUUGAAAGUUUGCAAACCAUGGUAUUGAUAAUCUCAUCCAAUGAGUUACUGGUACUGAUAGUUACUGCAACAGCUUUCUUACCCGUUGACACUUGUAUGCCUUAAAGACAAACGGUCCCUGCUUACAUACGUACACUUUCCAGUGGGUAGUGCUUGGUUAUCUUGAGCUUCUUGUGCACUUGUGAUAGGUUAAUUAUUUUACCGAAUAAACCCUAUGUCAUUGAGGCACAGUUUAUAGCUACAAGAGUGUUAGGCAAAUGCAAAAUCACACUCAGUGAGGGUGCCAUAAUACUUUUCUUACAGGGGCGUUCCAUGGCUGUGCUUUGACAAUUUCCAGUGUCAGUAAAACCAUUGACUGGAAAUAUUCACAAGAAAUACUGAAUUUAAAAACUAUGAUUAACGGUGAAUUAAACAACUUGCUUCUACCCAGCAGUAAACUUAUCAAUAUGACUAAAAACAGCUGUAUUUGAACCAAUUAUUCCAAUCUCAUGUAUCAUUCAAAGAUAAUAAAACUUUUCAGGGUGAGAGGAGGACAUCUUUCACUAAUGUCAGGGAAUUGAAGUUUCCUUUUGUUGUUCGAUGACAGCAGUAUAAGUUGUUCAUCGCAGCUCUAACAUCUGAAUAGAGAUAGUAUUCACUCUACUCUCAAUACACUGUUCUAAGGGAUCAGGUCCAAUUAUUGAAUUUAAAUAGAUUUGUCAUCAUUUUAAAUUUAUAAUUAAAAGCAAAAGCCCAUCCUGUAUCUAUGUGAUCUACACAUGAAGCUUUGUUUGAGUCACUCACAGCCACCUGUGUACUCUGAGGCUGAUUUGAUGUCAUUGUUGUUUUGAAACUUGAAAAACACAAAUAAAAUUUGAAUACCCUUUAAUAAACACACCUCAAACUUG
This is a messenger RNA of Epinephelus lanceolatus (giant grouper), 3304 nucleotides long. Its product is annotated as SUZ RNA-binding domain-containing-like. Lineage: Eukaryota; Metazoa; Chordata; Actinopteri; Perciformes; Serranidae. The record is from RefSeq and is a predicted model, not a curated record.